CUCUUUUUUUUAACAUAGUUUAAUUUCGUUAAGCAUUAAAGUUUUCUAAUUUGAAAAAGAAAAGUCUUAAUAGUUAAGUCAAGAAUUUGGUUCUUCACUCUGAUUUUGGUUAGUAGAACCUUUUUUUCAUUUCAUUUCCAUUCAAUUUCAUUUCAUUUCAGAGAGAGAUGUGGCCUGCGAUUAUCUGUGGUUUGAUUAUAUACAAAUUGUUCAAAUGCUUCUUUUACGACGACGACGUUACAGACAUUGAAGCUUCUGAUUCCACCGUUCUCUUCACCGUCGCUGAUAGGCUUCAAAAGCUUUUUGGAGGUAAGGUUUUUGUUGGUCUGAGAAUUCCUGAUGCCGAUUCUGCUUCACCAAAAUCCAUUGAUCUCGUUCUUGUUACUAAACGAGAGCUACUAGUGGUAGCCGUGAAGAAUUUCUCAGGAAUUUUGACAGUUCAAGGCGAUGGUACUUGGCACUCUGAAAAGCCAGGCAAACAUAAUAAAGUUGAGCGUCAUCCUGAUCCGGUGGAAGAAGUGAGAAAGCAAGCUUCUAUUCUUGAAUCCUAUCUUGAACAAAGAGGGGUUAAUCUACCUAAAGGAUUUCUAACUUGUAAAGUUAUACUUCCAAAUCCUAAAUUAUGUACCAUUCCUACAAGUGAUUUUCCACCUGAAGUUAUUACCCAUGAACAAUGGAAGCUACAGAAGCCAGGGACAAAGACUGUGAUCUCUAGUUGGGUAAAGAGUGCCUUUCUUAGCGGCAAGAGCGAUAUGCAAGAAUCUGGUAAUAAGAAUCUUGAAUUUGUUCUUAGCACAGCUCCAAUAUGGGACAGGUUGGAACUGAAAGGCAACAAGUAUGCAUUGGGAGAGUUCCUAGAAUUUAAGGGCAAAUCAGAAGAUGUCGAGGCAUUAAGACAUAUCAGAAGAUCAAAAGUUGGUAGCAUGAUAAUCCAAAAGACAACUCCUUCUACGCUUCAAGUUUUAUACACUUUGCGCGACUAUAGAACCGAGGGAGCAUCAGCACCAGAGUUGAAUGAAGUGACUGUAAGAUCAAAUACUGAGAUCAUCUUUCAGGCCGAAAAUGGUACCAAAAUCAAAAAAUUUAAGCUCUCUUCAGUCUGCUCUAUGCAUCUUAGCGCAUAAAGUUACUCAACUGAAAUGUUGGAAAUGUCAAUAACAGUAGUUUGUCUGUUUUUUUGACAUACAAUACUAUUUCAUGCUUGCAUUAUAUAUAGACAUAGAUAUCGAUAUAGUUGGCUGUUUUAUUUUAUUCACAUGAUCAUACUAUAAUAACAAUGAAAAUUUAGCUUGUCAAACUAUACUCAUGACUGACAAUAACUCUUGUGGUGGCUACAUUACAACUC
Vicia villosa (hairy vetch) is the source of this 1345-nucleotide messenger RNA. RefSeq lists its product as uncharacterized. Bases 168 to 1124 code for a protein of 318 amino acids. The record is from RefSeq and is a predicted model, not a curated record. NCBI's taxonomy places the organism in Eukaryota, Viridiplantae, Streptophyta, Magnoliopsida, Fabales, Fabaceae. The transcript has 7 exons.